AUGGUGCCAAAGAAGAGGAAAUCAGCCAGUGGCAGCGAUGCCAAGGCCAAGGCUGCGAAGUUGCCUGAUGGAGGCGACUCUGACAAGUCUCAGUGGAUUCGACAGCUGACAGCGUGGUAUGACGAAACGGUUUUGUCGAAUGGUGGGCCCGCAGCAUACCUGACCAGCAAGUAUGCAGAUGAGGCAGAUUGGAAUUGGCCUGCUUGUAUUGAUUUGUGGUGA
Messenger RNA from Durusdinium trenchii, 222 nucleotides. Lineage: Eukaryota; Dinophyceae; Suessiales; Symbiodiniaceae. The record is from the annotation of a GenBank genome assembly.